AUGUAUAAAAAACCAACUUCCGGGAAAAAGACAAAUCUGUCUCAGUUUGGCCUGAUAGACAUCCCAGAUUUGGAUGAUGAAGAAGCGAUGGAUCUGUCCGACGAUGAUGUCGAUUUAGAAGCAGAACUGGCUGCUCUUAGUGGAGGAAAGAGGCAACAAAGACAACGGAAACCAGCUCCUGUACCAGCUAGCGACCUUGAUGCUAUGAUCGCUGCGAGCUUGAAAGAUAUACCGUCGGAUGAAGAUGUGUCGGGUGAUGAGGAUGAUCCAGAUCUUCUAGACGAGCUUCAAGCCCUAGCAAUAGAUGACCAGCCUCAAGUGGAGUCUCCAAGACCAAGGACAAGUCGACCGGCACCCCCUCCACCGUCCGCUGAGAAUAGUAUGGUCAGCCUCCUACAAGAAAGAAUCUCAAAUUAUACUAUCGCUGAGAAGAAUGCUAAGGAAAGUGGGGAAAGUGGAAGGGCUAGACGGUUUGGAAGAGCUCUCAAGACACUCAAUGACCUGCUGAAACAAGCUAAAUCUGGCAAAUCAAUAAAUGAUGAGGAUAUUCCUCCACCAGUUAGUGUGGGAAAACCGAAACCGGAUGUACCAAGAGACUCGCCACCAAACCCACAAGCAGAACCCAUUAAUACACUUCCUGAACCUCUCACACCUACACAAGUACCCUUACCCCCACCCAGAACCACCUCCAUAGCACCAAACCCUGAAGAAACCAGAUCCCCUACUCCACCAGAACCCAAAGAACCUCCACCAGUCCUCUCAGAUGUAGAUCCCGCCAGGGCCCAAGGACUGCAAUUGAUACUGAAUAGGAAAGCAGAAUUCAAAGCAGCAGCUCUAUCAAGCAAACACUCGGGAGACAAAACCUUAGCGUUAGAGUACCUCAAGGUUGUCAAACAGUUUGAUAUAGUGGUUGAAGCUUAUAAAUCAGGUCAAGAGAUGGAUCUCAAUGAACUACCAACUCCUGAGAGCAUCGCGGCUGCUAUCAAGGGGCAAAAGGAGGAAGAACAAGUACAGAAUUCAGCAGAACCUGCCCCUGAAGUUCCUCCGGAGCCAGUCGGUUUGAUCACCGCAUCCUCUGUAGAUGAAGCUCUAAGACAACGACUUGCACAUUUUCAGGAACAAGAAAAUAAAGCGAAAGACGAGGGGAACACGUCAAAGGCGCGUCGUAUGGGGAGAAUAGUGAAGCAAUACCAGGACGCUAUCAAGUUACACAAGGCCGGGCGACCCAUACCCAUCGAUGAGCUACCCACACCCAAUGGAUACGCACCCAUACCCACUGGCGAGUCGCCCUCCCCGCGGCCCGCUCCGUCCCCCUCCCCCCGCCGCCCCGCCCCCUCUCCCGCCCCGUCCGUCCCGUCCCCGUCCCGUGUCCCGUCCCGCUACGACAAGCAGAUAGCUCUGUUGCUGCACAAACAGAAGCAGUUCAAAGAGGCAGCGCUGCAAGCUAAGAAGGACGGUAACAUCGAACAAGCGAAGGAAUACCUCCGAGCAGCCAAGGGUUUCGACUCAGUGUUAGAGGCGGCCCGCGGCGGGCUGGCCGUUGACCUCGCCUCACUACCGCCACCUCCCGGAGAACAGAAGGCUAUGGAGGACACUUUCGACAUAGUAACAGUAGAAGAAUGCGUGUCUGUCGAUGAUAUUUCAAGCGAGGACACAGACGUGAUGUCCGCCCUACAGAGACAACUGACCAAACAGAUGAAGAUGUGUCUGACUAACAAGGAACACUACCGGGCCAUGGGGAACGUGGCGGAGAGCAACAGGUACCACCACCUGGCUGCUACCACCAAGCAAGACCUGGAUGUAGUCAUUGUGGCUAGGAGUCUGAACCAGGGUCCUCCUAAAUUCCGCUAUGAGAACCGCAAGUUCUCCAUAGUACAAUGUAAUACGGACCUUAACGACACGGACUUAGAGCUCACUAUAGUGCGAGGGAUCACAUACAACGUCGCCAACCCUAAAGACGUCGACACAUACGUCAAGUUUGAGUUCCCAUUCCCACAGGAUGCACCAGUUUCUGACCGAACUCAGCUAAUAAAGGACACAAACAAUCCACAAUACGACGCUGUGUUCAAUAUACCCAUACAAAGAAACUCAAGAGCAUGUCUUAGAGUGUUCAAGAGACAUGCCAUCAAGUUAGAAGUGUACUCCAGAGGGUGUUCGUUGUGUUGCAGCGGUUGGUUCAGGAGCGACUCCCUCCUGGGUUCAGUAUCUAUCAAGCUAGCGCCUCUAGAGACGGUCACCACGCUUCAUGAUUCUUACCCGUUAAUGGAGGGUCGUCGACCCGCCGGGGGUUCUUUAGAGGUGAAGCUUCGUGUGCGAACACCUCUUCUUCAACAGCAAUUAGAACACACUACAGUCCGAUGGCUAAUCAUAGACCCAUAG
Molecule: messenger RNA, 2379 nt
Organism: Danaus chrysippus (African queen)
Lineage: Eukaryota; Metazoa; Arthropoda; Insecta; Lepidoptera; Nymphalidae
Source: the annotation of a GenBank genome assembly